AUGUCCACUUCAGGAUCAACUCUAAGCAUGACCGAGCGCCUGCGCGCAAAGUGCAACGAGGCGCUGAAGGAAGAGCGCAAGACAGAGCUUCAGCUACACGCUGCCCAUACAAGGAUCAAGAAGCUGCGACGCCACUGCAAAGUUCUCGAUGCGAAGUCGGCUACCGGUGCAACUGGAACGGCCGAUGCGUUCCUAGCCCUCGCAAGGAGCGACUGCUUAGAACUCUGCACCAACAUCUACACGACAUUCCCUCGCGAGGUCCGAGACACGAUCUACGGCUACAUCACCAGUUGCGAAAACGUCAUCAUUGACUGUGUAUGCUACGGUGUCAUCUGUUUUUCCGAACAUUGCUCCAAGGAGCUAUGUUUUGAUCCUUCCGAAGAUACGACCGACCAUUGGUGGAAGCCCGAACAUGUGGGCGCAGCGAUGGUCCGCGAGCUUGGUGAGAACUUCUACCGCUCUUCUUGCUUCGUGGUUCAGGGUGACAUUGCAGCACUUGGUCCAUUCCGAGCCACAGAUCAAUGGAACUUAGGCUUCCCGCCAGUGGAUUUCGUCUCUAAGAUAGAGGUCAAGAUCAACUGCCAGGACUACAAGUUCAAGCUUGUCGACCGCACGCAUAUCGAUCCUGCUGCUGAUCAACAUCUUUCUCGGAAAAAGGCUAGGAUGCUUAACGAGAAGAACAUGCGCAUCAAUGCCACGCAGAAAUCUCUUCUCGUCGACCUAGAGUCGCUGUUUGGCUUCAGAGCUGGCACCAAGAUCACCAUCAAACUGGUAUCCGAACAUCCCAAAAAAUACUCCGCGCUUGAACAACAGGAAUGGAUGUCGCACAACGUAGUUCCGGUCAUCUUACCCGUCCUCACUCGACUUAAAGCCACAGGCUGUCGGGUUCGCAUACUUCUAUCGGUCGAGAUUUGCUGGCGCACCGAUACAUUUGCUACGACAUGGGAUCAGACCUGUCUUGAGGCUAUCGCAAAGGAGUUUUGGGAGCAUGUCGGAGUUGAACAGAAGCGCAUUACACAAGCUGAGCUUGAUGCUGAACCCCUCGAUGACUCCGAUGAUGGCACGGUUCCUGCAGGCGCUUGGAGUGUCGUUCCUACAUCGACUGCGUGGGAUAAUGCGGACGAUAUGCAAGCCUAG
This is a messenger RNA of Alternaria incomplexa, 1137 nucleotides long. RefSeq lists its product as uncharacterized. The coding region runs from base 1 to 1137 and encodes 378 amino acids. NCBI's taxonomy places the organism in Eukaryota, Fungi, Ascomycota, Dothideomycetes, Pleosporales, Pleosporaceae. The transcript is spliced from 3 exons. The record is from RefSeq and is a predicted model, not a curated record.